UUUACAGUACAAAUGGGUUUUCCCCUUCUGUCAUAUCAUUGUGAGAGAUAUAGAUUGUACUACUAGUGUAGGAAACUAGUUUGUUACUAAAAUUCGUACGAUUUGGUAAAAGGUCCCAGUUUACAACUUGGGAAUUGAGCACACAUUGAAAUGACUGAAAGCUCAAUUCUCUUUUCGCGAUAGUUAAAUAUCCGUUCAUGUUCUCUAAGAAUGCAACAACCAAUUAGUAAUAGCAGUCCCUACUCACCUGAAUCAUCACAUUCCUCGAGCUCACCUUUAAGCCACAGCUACUCUAGCGGAAAUUCACCCAUAAUGUGUGCCUCACCAAACAAUGCCUACCUAGUUACAGGGAAUUUGCCAAAUUCUGUUGCUGCCAGGCAAGCGAGACUAUCCCCAUGUCUAUCAAUACUUAAUCAACCACAGAGCAAAUUUAGAUUCCGCUAUGCAUCGGAAAUGACAGGAACCCAUGGAUGUCUUAUGGCUGAAAGCAAAGAGCGGAACAAAAAAGAGUACAUCAGAAUUCAACUGGAAGGCUGUCAAGAAAGAGAAGCCAUUAUUCGCUGUACGUUGGUCACCAACAGCCCGAAACCUGUUCCACACGUACACCGACUAGGAGGAGAAGGAAACUCCAAUGGUAACGAAGGAGAAUUCCAAGAAAUUGUUGUUUCCGCCAGUAAAAAUGAUUGGAUUGCAACGUUUUCGGGUCUAACAAUUAUACACACAGCAAAGAAACAAGUCCGUGAAGUAGUUGAAAGGCGUUUAAUAACUGAAAUGGGAAAUAUACCAAUUAAUCGUAAUCAAGGCCAACAGUUAAAAGACGAAGCAGACAAGAUAGCCAAUACAAUGGACCUUCAUUCAGUUAAACUCAAAUUUGAGGCCUUUGUGGAGCGAAAUGGUUUCCGUGAGCAAAUUGGUGUACCUGAAUAUUCACAUGCCAUUCACAACCUUAAAAGCACCCAUGCUGGAGAUCUACGAAUAGUACGAAUUGAUAAGGUCUACAGCUGUUGCACAGGACAAGAAGAGAUAUUCAUCUUUGUGGAGAAAGUCAAUAAAAAAGACAUCAAAAUUCGCUUCUUUGAGACAGACGAAAACGACCUGGAAAUAUGGAGCGCUUUUGCCGAUUUCUCUGAACUGGAUGUCCAUCAUCAAUAUGCUAUUGCAUUCAAGACUCCUCCGUAUCAAGAUCCGAAUAUUCAGUCCGACGUAACAGUACAGUUCCAGUUGUAUCGUCCCAGUAAUCAAUCUACGAGUGAAGCGAAAUCGUUUACUUAUACGCCCCGCGAAAGAGUUGGCAUGAAGCGACCGCGUCGGGAUAUUCCCGUGAACUCUGAUUGCCAUACCAACAAAAGAGACUACAAUCCGACUAGGACACUGCCACAUGACGACUCGUCCAACCCGUCCAACCCGGUUACUUCUUUCGCAUUUCGUAACAAUGGCCUUUCCGGAGAUAAAAGCAGCAAUCAAGAAUCGGCUACGUUCAGAGGCCAAGAAAUUAAAAGUUUUCAGAACUUGAUGGGAAAUCCUUCUAAUAUGGUCGAAAAUGCGCCACUGAUGGAGCCAUUUAAUUCUAUGCAUCUACAUGCAUCCCUACCCGAACAACCAUGGCCAACGAUACAGACAGCACCAAUGCCUUAUUCUCAUGUGAAUCCUCAACAAUGGCGACCCCAGGCGCCCCAGAGAAUUACCAAUGACGACUUGCUAAGAAUACCAAUUGAUUCGGGGAUGACGCCACUUGAAAAUGAAAAUUACCCCUGGCCAGAAAUCAAUCUUGAACAAGUUGAUGACUUCCUUCUAGCAGAACUUCUGAAAUUGGACGACUAUGGAUCCGAUGCUUCCGGAUCAAGAAGUGAAACUCUAACCCCUCAGUUGAAACGCAUGGCAAUAUCGGCAAGAAAGUCUCCUUCCAUCGAAGCUUUAAAGCCUACCCUUAAGGUCCCAUCCACAAUUACAACAACGUCCAAUCUAAUGUCUGCGUAUUCGAUCAACAUGGCUCGCGCCGUACGUUGGUAUGCGACGACGGGAGAUUUGGGUCACAUUCUAACACGCAUGCGACAUCUUAUGGCGAUGCAGAGUGACGAUGGGGAUAACGCACUUCACGAUGCCCUUAUUCAUAAUCAAACUGACGUCGUACGCACUAUACUCCACGCGGCAUCUUACCAUAACAUGGAGCUGGAAUUCGUCAACGCCCAAAACAAUGCGAAUCUUGCACCUUUACACAUUGCCGUUCUUAAAAACCAAACUGAAGCAACGGCCUUGUUAUUACAAAGUGGUGCAAAUCCUGGUUUGGCAGAUGCUAAUGGAAAUACUCCCGUCCAUCUCGCUGCUAUGGACAAAAACCUGUUUGAUUGCCUUAAACUACUUCUUAAUACCUCCGUCUGGAAGCCAGCUUAUGUGUCAAAAUUGAAUGCGAGGAAUUACGCAGGUCUUACCCCCCUACAUAUAGCAGUUAACGCGCUGAAUAUUAAAGGUGUAGAAUUACUGCUUUCCAAAGGAGUGGAUGUCAACUGCCAUGAUACCAAGCGUGGCAGAUCAGCCUUACAUUUAGCCGUAAAGAAACGGUCUGAAGAGAUGGUGGCCUUGUUGCUUUGUUAUGCAUCGGUGAACGUGAAUAUGCAAAGCUAUGAUGGGAUGACGGCUCUACAUCUGGCCGUAAUUGACGAACUUGAUAACAUUUGUGCGUUAUUGGUAAACUCCGGUGCGGAUCCGACAAUCUUAAACUACGUGAGUUCUUCCACAUCAUCAGAAAAUGAAGAAUAUGGUGAAAGUGAAAGUGAAAAUGUGACGGAAGACAGCGCAGAGACAGGCCAGAGUCCGUUAGAUUUGGCACAGUGCAAUUUGACGAUAGCAAAAGUUUUACUUGAUGGUUCCAAACAACUGUUAACUUCCGGUGCUAUUCCUGAAACUGUAGGCGGGGAAGGAGAAAAGCCGGUUGCAGAAGAUGGGAAUUCAAACUGCAUGAUAAUGGAUUCAGGAAUUGAUUUGAUGGCUAGUAAAGAAUUGCCGAAAGAACUGGACAAACGCGUUAUAAGCGAGUUGGCUGGUAUCUUAGAUUCACCCAAUAAAGAGUGGGAAAAACUGGCCGACAGUCUGGAUCUCUUAUUGAGCAUGCAGACCGUUUUGGACAAACAACCCAGCCCGACAACUUAUCUCCUUUCAAAUAUGGACCUUUGGGAAGUAUCAACUCAAGUUGUUUUGGAGAAACUACAAUUUCUAAAAUUCACAGAUGCAGCGGAAGUUCUGGAAAAAUAUUUGGCGACAUAGCUAAAGAAGGAAAGAACGACGCCCCAUCAUGGCUGAUAGAUAGAUGUAUUUCGUUUACCUUCAUUUGACAAAUUGUCAAGCUGGAAUUUUUUAGAAAAUUGAAUUAUCUUCCAUGCUUACAGACCCAGGCUAUACGGUAUACGUCGGGACCAAAGUUAGUUUUCAAUAGUUUAUAGAGAUGGUGUUGGAGUAAAACCACGACAAAAAAUUUUCAGCUUUAUAUUGUUGGCACUACUUAUAAUUAAAUACAGAAUGAUUGUUGUAAUCUUAA
Daphnia magna is the source of this 3532-nucleotide messenger RNA. It is a transcript of the gene Rel, whose product is annotated as nuclear factor NF-kappa-B p105 subunit. NCBI's taxonomy places the organism in Eukaryota, Metazoa, Arthropoda, Branchiopoda, Diplostraca, Daphniidae. Gene Ontology annotation, molecular function: DNA binding; DNA-binding transcription factor activity; protein binding. Gene Ontology annotation, biological process: inflammatory response; regulation of DNA-templated transcription; innate immune response. The transcript has 20 exons. Bases 211 to 3261 code for a protein of 1016 amino acids. Gene Ontology annotation, cellular component: cytoplasm. The record is from RefSeq and is a predicted model, not a curated record.